AUGGCAUACGGUGGUACAGGCAUGGCAUCAACGAUAAGACAAGUUAAAUUAGAGAAAGAGAGCGAGCUGAGAAUCGAAGUAGCUAACGAGACGCCGCUUCGCUUAAGACUCCUAAACGGCACCGCUGAGAUCUUUGGCACCGAGCUCCCCCUGAAAUCUGGCUCACCUUCCCUCCUCACUUCAAAUUCGCCGUUUUUACUUGAUUAUACAGCUGAUGAGACUCCUAUGGUUAGCUAUGUAAAUGUGCAUGCUGUGCUGGACGGACGGAGAAACCAAGCUAAAGCAUCGCCUGAGUCUUCUCAGGGUCCUAGGGUGAUUGUUGUUGGACCUACAGAUUCAGGAAAGAGUACAUUGUCGAGGAUGCUUCUCAGUUGGGCAGCUAAACAAGGUUGGAAGCCUACUUUUGUGGACUUGGAUGUAGGCCAAGGAUCUAUAACUGUUCCUGGAUGCAUUGCUGCCACUCCUAUUGAGUUGCCUAUUGAUCCAGUCGAAGGCAUUUCGCUUGAAAUGCCACUUGUUUACUUCUAUGGCCACACAACUCCCAGCCAAAAUGUAGACUUGUACAAAGCACUUGUAAAGGAGCUUGCUCAAAUAUUGGAGAGACAAUUUACUGGAAAUGCUGAAUCUCGUGCUGCAGGCAUGGUGAUCAACACCAUGGGAUGGGUAGAAGGCAUAGGCUAUGAGUUGAUUCUUCAUGCAAUUGAUACAUUCAAUGCCAACGUGGUCUUGGUUUUGGGUCAGGAAAAGCUUUUCAGUAUGCUCCGGGAUGUGCUAAGGAGCAAGCCUAAUGUGGAUGUCGUGAAACUUCAAAAGUCUGGUGGUGUUGUUUCCAGGAGUUCAAAAUUCCGCCAGAAGUCCAGAAGUUAUAGGAUUAGGGAAUAUUUCUAUGGCAUUGCAAAUGAUCUCUCUCCUCAUUCAAAUAUUGCAAAUUUUAGUGAUUUGUUUGUAUAUCGAAUUGGUGGUGGGCCACAAGCCCCAAGAUCAGCUCUGCCAAUUGGUGCUGACCCUGUUGCCAACCCUCUGAGAGUUGCACCUGUGAAUAUUGAUCGAGAUUUGCUCCAUGUUGUUCUUGCUGUUUCAUAUGCCCAAGAACCAGAUCAAAUUGUUUCUAGGUAA
Dovyalis caffra is the source of this 1116-nucleotide messenger RNA. NCBI's taxonomy places the organism in Eukaryota, Viridiplantae, Streptophyta, Magnoliopsida, Malpighiales, Salicaceae. The record is from the annotation of a GenBank genome assembly.